UAUUUUGUUUCUAUUUGAUGUCACUAGAUAGCAGCACUAACCAAGCGUUUGAGUUUAACUGUGGUGGCUUGAAUAACCGUGCAUUAAGUCACGAGAAAUUUGUAAACAUGGCGGGUCUGAAAGAAAAGCACGUUAUUUUGCUUUUUUCUGCCUUCUUAAGUGCUUUUUACCUUACAUCAGCAGUUGAAGAAGUUGUUGUAAUUCAUGCUCCAGAAUCAGUGAAAUUCUUAUCCAGUGAACCAGUACGCUCAAGCUAUUUGGGGGAUAUAUUCUCUGCAAUGUUAUCUUAUACCAUUCGAAGUAAUAUAGAAUGGCACAGUUUAGCAGCAGUUACACCUUGGAAAAGGCCAGAAGCUCUGGUAAUUCUCGAACUCCUAGGAUUUGAUAACAAAAUUGAUCUACCUCUUGAUGGAAGCAAAUUUUUACUAGAAAAUGUAGGAGAUCUUAGUGGGCAGUAUGAUUUGCCAGCUCAUCGAACUAAUGAGAGGUUUUUUGGGAAGAGUCCUAUUAUGCUUCACAUGGACUUUGGAGAUGAGCUUCAUGAUUCCAAGAUUGCACAACCAGUUUUACUAAAAUCUCUUCCUGCUGAUCCUAAAAAACGUUUGGAAUUAGCUUUGAGUGAUCCUGAACUUGGACAGCUUAUUAAAGAAUCAACAUUUAAUGUUUCAUUUCCAAGUGAUGUGCAACUGCUUACUGAGUUAGCUACCAUAAAAGAAUUUUUAAAAGCUCUUUCUGCACAUAAAGCUGAAAUUCGUGAUGGAGUGCCUGAUAUAUAUUGGUUGAAAAUUGGAGGGCUGGAACCCAUUGUUUCAACUUACGGCCCUGACUCCUUUCAGUUUCGAGAAGCGUUGAGGUUACUGAGACAAAUGAUAUCGGAAGUUGAAGGAACAGUACGUAACAUCUAUAAUGAUAAUGUGGUUGUUGCUGUCAUCAAAGCAAACACUAUUCCCUUAUCUCUAGGACAUAGAGGCCGAAGACUUUUAGAAAGUACAGAGGCACCACAACCUACUAACGACUAUAAUCUAGCACCAAAGUGGGAUCCGAUGUUUCCUGUGACUUUUGCUAUGCUAGCUUUCAUCGGCAUUUUACUUACGUUAUCUAUUCUUGGAAUCAGCUUAGCCCUCUGGAAUAUGGAUCCUGGUCGAGACUCCAUCAUAUACAGAAUGACAAAUCAACGAAUGAAGAUUGACUAGACAAAUAAUACUGAUUCAUCAUUUAUAUUAAAUUAUGAACUUAAUUCUCUUGCAUUCAAUUUUUUUCAUUGCCUUUCAUUUUUGUUUAAAUUUCAGCCUAGGCUGAUAAAGAUGCCUGUUUUUGGCAUUUACCAUUUCGGAUGUGAUGUUUAUGUUUCCACCAAACAGAUUAGGCUCAAAUCGUUUUAUUUUCGUAAUAGGAAAGAUUUUAUUUUUGCAAAAAGUAAAACCAGUUUAGUUUACGUUUUGAAGAUUUAUCCCUAGUAUUUUGAGACAUAAAUUAAUUAAUAUAUAAUUUUUUUUGUGAAAGUAUUUUUUUAGGUACAUAAAUUAUUGCUUUUUUUCUUUACUAUGCUUACUAGAACUGAAGGAGAUUUAUUGAAUGGUACACUACACAGUGAAAGUUAUAGAUUACACGUAAGCUAAUAUAGAUUAAGAAAUGGAAAUAUAGUGAAUUACUAUUGCUGUAAUAAAUAAGAGUAGUGCCUCUAUAUCAGCUGGUGAUACAUAUCAGCAAUUACCUUGGUUAUAUGAACCGCCAGUAAUAAGAAUGCUGUAUGUAAUAGGAUAUUCGUCCAGCAUAAAUAAAUACGGUGAAAUUUAACACAUAAAUUGCGUGCAGUUAACCAAAUUAAAUAAAAUAAUAAAAUAUUUUGCGCGCUAUAUUUCCUUUCUCUUCUGUGUAAAAUUAAGUGAUUCUGGUAUUUUAGCUUAAUCCUAAAAAAAGUAAGGAAUAAAAGAAUACUAUACAUACAGUAUGUAAUGAAAUUGCAUGUGACAUACAGUAUGUAAUGUCGCAUGCAAUUUCAAGAAACUAAAUCAAGAUUACUGCAAUUGCAAGGAAACAUCGAUCAGAUACUUUUAUGCAUAAUUUUUCUUUUAAGAUUAAUUUCUGUGGAACAACAAUACUAGGUAUAUUUACGGUGCAUUAUUUCUCAAGAUUAUAGUCUAUUCCUUAUCACGGUGUUUUAAAAUUAUUACUACAUUUUUAUGUGGCUGUGAACUGUGAAUAUGGGGACGUGAAAAAUUGCGUUUUUCUGAUUAAAUUUUGAAGUUUUAAGUGAACUUAGAGUUAAGGUAAUAAGUUUUAUUGAUAUUGUUUUUUAAAUGUAAUAUAAAUGCGCAAAAUUAUUUUAUUCUGAAAGAAAGUAACUAUUUUAUGCUAAUUUCCAAGGACUAAAACUGCUGACACUAGUAGGUUAACAAUGAUCAUCUUGGCUUUUUGAGCAAAAAAAUUUAAAAGUAUUAAAAUUUUUUUAAAAAAUUACAAAUUUAUUGAAACCUUAAAAGGGCACUUUUUCUUAGAAGCUAUUUAUUUAUUUUUCGUAAAAAUUUACUAUAUCAAAUUCUUAAAACCCGAAGAGAACUUCUGAAUGAAGAAUUUUGAUUUAUUCUGUAUCACUAUUAUUAAUUAAUUCUGUUGUAAGAAUGAAACUUGAAAAUUGGGCCAAACAGUAACUUUACAUUGGCGUAUGGUAUACAUAAAACUCUAUCGAUUUCGAGGGCGAUCAGAUACAUGCCUCUGUUCUUCAGGAACAAAAAUAUUCCGUUAAGAUUAACAGAAUUUUUUGCAGUCCUGUUGUUCUGAACAGUUAGUGAGCUUUACUGACAUAAACUGUAAUAUACUCUUUUUUAUAAACUGGAAUGCCAGUUUAACUUUUUUUUAAAAAUUAUAAUAAUUUCUUCAUAUAUUCAGAAACAUAACAACUUAUAAUUUUUAUUUUUAUUGCUUUAACUAUUAUUUAUCACGAUUGCUUAGAAACAUUUAAAAAAAAAAAAACUUUUUAUGAAUACAGUAUUAAGAUUUCUUUAGCAACAUUUUUAAAAUGCAUUCUAGUCUCUGUAUAUAAUGACCAAGAAGUUAUUGGAUAUAAUAUUGUAGUGUGCAUACCAUUGGUUAAGUGAAUAAAUGUUUUAAUAGAUCUCUGGUGCAUUCUGCAUAUUCACAUCACUGUCAUUUAAGAUUGCUCGUAUGGAUCUUAGUAAUAUAAUUAUAGUCUUAAAAAUUAUGGUUGUAAUUGCAAUUUCUUUUUAAAAUAGAUUUUCUAAAAGAAAAUUUUUGUUCAUUGCUAAUGCUCUUCAUAGAUUAUAUGUAUUUAUAGGUAGUUGUUAAAUUAAAAAAAUCAUUUUUUUUAUUGAUGAAAUCUGUUAUGGAAGUGUAAAAUCAAUAUUCUACUAGUAGGAGGUAAAGUCUUUCUUUCUCUGCGACUGUGAUGUAAUUUAUAUUCCAGGUAUUUAAAUAUGUAUUCCAGUGUAUAUAUUCUAUUUAUACUUUCAUUAUCAAAUCUUUAAAAUUCAGUAUAUUUCUGUAUUAUGAAACUGUGAAGAAAAAAUGUGUGUAUUUCUAGAGAGAGUGCGCUUUUGUUUUGUGUAGUGCUAAUUGUUUGUACUCAUUUUGGUUUCACUUUUAAUUAUGUAGAGAUUAAAUUUUAAUUCUGUUGUCAUAAAGUGAUGUAUGGAAUAUUAUAUAUAAAUAAUAUUUGGCUUUGAAUUACUCAAGAAAGAACAAUAAACAUAGAAGUUAAUAUUAAAGAAAGUAUAUUCUUUUUGUAAAUGUUAUAUUGUACAAAUAAAUAAUUAUUUUAGA
Messenger RNA from Stegodyphus dumicola, 3780 nucleotides. It is a transcript of the gene ATP6AP2, whose product is annotated as ATPase H(+)-transporting accessory protein 2. NCBI's taxonomy places the organism in Eukaryota, Metazoa, Arthropoda, Arachnida, Araneae, Eresidae. Gene Ontology annotation, cellular component: external side of plasma membrane; membrane. Gene Ontology annotation, biological process: positive regulation of Wnt signaling pathway. The record is from RefSeq and is a predicted model, not a curated record. Gene Ontology annotation, molecular function: signaling receptor activity.